UUUCAUUGCCAGUGAAAGAAAAAAAUCUUAUAUUUGACGGAAGUUUAUAGAUUUAUAAUAUUUUAGUUUUUGCAUUUUUUACUGAUUUUACAAGCGCACUCAAUUGAAACAUAGAAAAUUUAAAUUGUGAAAGUUACCACGUCAACAUACGCGAUUGAAUUGUCAAUUUGCAGCGAUUUGUGACUUGAAUUCAGAAGAAAAAGUAAUAUGUGCAUUUUGAAGAAUGCCGAUUCAGGCGCCUUCAUGGACAGAUUUCCUCUUCUGUCCCAUUUGUUGCAAUGAGUUCGCUGUUAAUCAACGUCUACCAAUAAGUUUGGGAUGUGGUCACACCAUAUGUCGCCAGUGUCUGUCCACCUUACACAAUCGACAAUGUCCUUUCGAUCAAACUUCCAUAACAACCGAUGUCGACAAUCUGCCCAUAAAUAACGCUCUACUACAGUUGGUUAGCACUAACACAAAUACCAACAAUAACAACAAUGCUGGAAAUAUUAGCGAAAACCGAUUUAGCAGUGGGGGUAAUGACGGGGCCUCAGGGAAUGACGGUGAAACGAACACUUCCACCAGACAUACACCACCUAGUGUACGUCAGUUAAGUCCUGAAGAUUUAAAAUGCUAUAAUAUGGCGAACAAAUGUAUAGAAAGUUUGGCACUGUAUCUAAAAUCUCUUGUUACUAAUAAUGGAAAUUUCGGAAGUCCUCUUUCGCGUCCGAUGCAACGUAAACUUGUAUCUUUAGUCAAUACUCAGUUGAUGGAACGUGAGGGACGCGAACGUGUUUUGCGAGCUGCUCGUUCAUUGGGCGAGCGUACUGUUACCGAACUAAUUCUGCAACAUCAAAAUCCCUUACAGCUCAGUUCAAACCUAUGGGCAGCUGUUCGCUCUCGUGGUUGCCAAUUUCUGGGUCCAGCCAUGCAGGAGGAAGUUUUAAAACUGGUUUUGCAGGCUCUUGAAGACGGUACGGCAUAUUCGCGUAAGGUGUUGGUAAUGUAUGUGGUACAACGGCUAGAACCACGUUUUCCACAAGCCUCGAAAACUAGUAUUGGUCAUGUUGUACAGCUUUUAUAUCGAGCCAGCUGCUUUAAGGUAUCGAAACGUGAAGCAGACUCGUCACUUAUGCAAUUGAAGGAAGAGUUUCGUACUUACGAUGCCCUACGACGCGAACAUGAUGCUCAAAUCGUACAAAUAGCCACUGAAGCCGGUCUACGCAUAGCGCCAGAUCAAUGGUCUUCCCUUCUGUACGGAGACACAGUGCAUAAGUCACAUAUGCAAAGCAUUAUCGACAAACUACAAACGCCGUCCUCAUUUGCACAGUCCGUACAAGAAUUGGUUAUAGCUCUACAACGCACCGGAGAUCCGGCUAAUUUGUCAGGUCUAAGGAUUCAUCUGAAACAUUUAGCCGGUAUUGAUCCGUCUUUGGAAAGUCCGCCAUCAUCGUGGCAGGAUGUAGCUAAAGCAUUAGAAUCAGUGCAUGAAGUGGUGGUGGGACUAGUGGAUUUCGUACAACAUCACGGCAAUCGGAAGCUACAAGAAUGCACAGCGGGUCAAACAAGUACGAAUACCAAGUAUAAAAUAAGUUUAUGUCGAGAUUUGACAGUGAGACGUAACUGUCCACGUGGUUCCAGCUGCACUUUUGCGCAUUCUGAAGAAGAAUUGGAAAAAUAUCGUGCUAAGAAUCGUAAAAACACAAAGCCGGGUAGCAACGUUCCCCACUCGGUUAUAGGCCCGAUAACGGCUGGUAGUGCGAAUAGCUCAAACAAUAGCAAAAACGAUUUUACAUCGCAUACUCAUCCACAUAACCAUGGACACAAUCAACACAAUCCCCAUGCUAUGGUCCUGCUGCAUCCCGGAAAUGAUAAUUCCGCACCAGCCUCAACGGCUACGUCGCCAUUGAGAUUUGACAGUCUACAAUCGAUGCAUAACAAAUUACCUCGCGGCAGUUAUGGUGAUGCCUCGUCAUCAUUGCAAACGCACGGGCCAACAGGUGCACAUCAUCACAUGCGUUCAUUGCAUCAUAGUCCAAUUCCCCCUAAUACCGGUCAGACAGUGCCUACACCCCCUACUGCACAUCGUUAUGACGCAUCUGCUUUUGGCUCCACAUUAAAUUAUCCCGUAUCAACAACUGGAGUACCAUCACGUAUGCCUCAGGGUUUGGCAAACAUCAAUAACUCACCAAUAACGAUGCGAAAUUCUAGUGGCGGUAUACUUUCAUCAAGAUCUUUUCCAAAUACAUUGCAACCGCCGCCAACACAUACUCAUCAUCCCUUACCUCCGAAUAUGUCUACCAAUAACCCACCGAAAUAUCACAACAAUAACAAUGUGACCACAUCUUUGGGAAGUCCGCUAUCUAAUAAGGGAAUUUAUAAUGCAUUAUCUGCUGAAUUUUACAAUACACCGAUCAUGGGUACGAACACACGUGCAUCCUCUUUAUUUAGCAGUAAUCAAACUACAGCUGCUGGUGUUGCGGGAAAUAGUGGAGGUAUGAAUGGAAAGAAUAACGCAGAUAUAAAAGGUGAUAAGCUCAGGUUAGCCCAAAUUAGUGGCAUGUGGGAUCAGCACCAACAUCAGCAUAUGGUAAAUGCAUCAACUACCGCCGAAAUAUUAAGUGGAACUACCGGACUUGGAGGUUCACCAUCGCAUCAAUCUGCAUCACUGUACCCAUCCAGCGAUAAAGUGUCUAUAUUUGGUAAGAAAGUUAACAACGUCAACAUGAAUCUUAAUAUAACACUCAAUGGUCUUGCGGUCGCUGAUCAGUAUAUGUUCAAGAAUGAUUACGGCGGCGCAAACGCUGUUCUCCCAUCAUUGACUGGCAUACCAAAUAACAACAAAGAUAGUUUAAUGAGUAAUGAUAUACCAACUCAACGAUCUUUCUGGAAUGCGCAUAAUAGCAAUAUGGUUAGUGGUGGUAACUUUGCCGAUAGUACGCAGGAACGUAAUACAAUUGCACAUAAUAUGAGUAUAAAUGCGUCACCUGGACCAUUUCGUGAUCGUGAUAGUUUCGUACGUUCUGAUUCUAUAUUGGAUGACGAUGCCGCUACUUUUGAAGUGCCUGCAACAUCAGCAGGCAUGGGUAGCAAAUUUGGUCCCAUCUGUCCAAUGUACAAAGGACAUAGUAGCACGGCGGCCGAAGUUUCCCACACUAAUACAUAUCUUGAUAGCUGGAGUAGUGGCGAUAUUCGAAAUCAGACGGCAAACAAGGAACACCCAUUGUUGGAGCGAAGUUCUUCUGGCGACAUCAACUACUCAGUAUUUUCAAAUGAUACCGAGAACAGUCUGGCAUUGCAAUUUCGACAACAACUACAGCGCUCGGCAAAUGGUCAGCAGCAACAUCAGCAACGUUUACUCCAAAAUCAGCAGCAGCAGCAACAACAACAACAACAACCGCACAGACCAUCGGCAUUUGAUAAUUUCAAUAGCAUGCAAAACACGCUGCUGCCUGAUUUGUCAUUCAAUCACAGCGGUUUAGAGAGAGAUCGCACUUCCGCGGGCGAGGAAAGAGUUAAUUUUGAAUUAGGCUAUAAUGCGUUUCAAAGUAUGUUGGCCAAUGCAGACAGUAAUGCUAAUAUGGACAUAAAUAAGGGUUCCUCAAUGUGGAGCAGUGGCAUUAAAUCAGCGGAUGCAACUUUCUGGAAUGACGCGAUUUCCACAGCAGCUGCAAAAAACAAGGAAUUGCAGCUUCAACGGCAGCAGCAACAGCAACAAUAUCAACAAUUGUUGAGCAAAGGUCGGAACAGUGAGGAAGGCAGCAUUGAUAGUAGUCGAAUGAGAGAUAUUGAGCAAGAACUUUCGGAAAUCGUAGACAAAAGUUGGUCAAAUGCCGAUGACAGUGGUAUUAAGUUGCAAUAAAACUAAAGCUAUUGCAGGUAAGAUAGCAACAGAUCACAAUAGCAGUGUAUUAACCGAUGAAAACGGAACAACAACUGAAGCAAAUGGAGGCUCUUCAAACAAAAGAAAAAAUGAACAAAUGUGAUCAUAAAUUGUUUCCAUAAUUUACUUGCAAUAAUUUUGCAAAACUAUACGAAGUGAAUAGUAAUCAUCGGUCGAAUAUUACUAAGCUGAGCAACUUAAAACAUGCACAGACACUGAUCCUUUUCAACGAAGGUUGAUAGUAACAUAAACAAUACAAUUUAGAUAAUUAUGUGUUUUGAAAAGUAAAACUCACCCAAACGUGAGUGCAAAAAACACAAGUUAUCACAAGUUGAGAGGGCCAAAUAUCCCACUGCUGAUGUCACGACAUAUUAAGUAUAUUUCUCUUUAUUUUUAGCGAAUUUCUUGCAUUGGAAACUUUCUGUGUUCUGUAUAGUUUAGAAAUGUAGAUAGGAGACGGCUCUUUUACGCAUUAAUUGCAAAUUGCAAUAAUUAGAUGUGAGCCUUCUUGUGUAUAUCGUGUAGAAAACGUGUAUAGAAAUGUAAUGCGCGAAAAACAACUAAUUAUUAAUUGUAAAUGUAAAUUUUUUGUAUUAGAUAUUCUUACAAUCGAUUAUAAAAAUGAAUAGCGAUACUAAUAAUUCUGAAGACGUGAUCAAUAUGAAACUAUAUUUUAUAGACAUUUAAUGAGAACAAAAACUCAAAAAUAAUAUAUAAUAUUUUUGUAUAAAUGCAAACACUAAUCGCAUGAUGUCGCUUUUAUGCAGCCACACUACUCUACUCUUCUUUUUACACAUACAUACAUAUAAGAUGCCCAUCAGGAAGUAUAUAAAUAAAUAAACAAAUCAAUAACAAAAUUAGUUAAUAUUUAUGCGACAGCGUAUUAGUGCUUGGCCCACUGCUUUUACUUCUCUGACUGACAUAGAAAACGUCACUAUUAACUAAAAACAAAAAUAUAUACAUAUACACAUACAGAACAGCGUCUUCGCUGAGGUGAACUUAUUUUCCGCUGGGCAAAUUAACAUACACACAUAAAACACAAUAUUAUAACAAAGAAUACAUUUAAUAUAAUUAAAUUUAAAAUUAUUAUAUACAAGCAUAUAUCUACUAUAUAUUAUAUAUUUCUUAAAGAAAUUUAAAUUACGCUAUUGUGCGAUGUAAGCUGAGAUCAUAAUAUGACAAUGAUAAUUUUUUGAUGAAAUUGGUGUUUUUUAAAUAAUUACCUUUUUGUCUGAAAAAUAUGAUUAUGAAAUAGAAAAUUUAUACAUAACAAAUUUAUAAAACAAACGAAAAAUAAUAAAAAAAAAACAACUCUAUGUAUAUAUAAAAUGAUUAUAUAUGUAUGUAUAUGUACUAUACUUGAUAAAUAUCGACAAAUGCGUGAGCAAAACGAUGUUGUUUGUUUUUGACAUUGCUUUUAUCAUCCGUUAAUAGUCCUGCGCGUUUAGAAUUCUUUUUUUAUUGCUAGUUCGAUUAUGAUUCUGAUUCUAAUUGUAUUUGUAAUUGUUACCUAUUCGUAGGCGUUUAAAGAUUGCUCCUAUUUAUUAUUAUAAAUAUGUAUGUAGAAAAUGAAAGAAACUAUGUAGUUGUAAUAUAACUCAAAUUAAAUAUAAAUAACGUGAACAUAAAUAUAAUUUGCUAUUAUGCAAGCUUAUAUCUCGCCCAGUGUGAGUUAAACAAGCCGAUUGAAUUAAAGCAUACAAAAUGUUCAUGUAUUUGUGUAUACACAAACAUUUAAUAUUAUAUAUUAAAAGUUGUGUGAAAAUCACUCAAAAAAUAUAAUUCAUUGUUUAAAAUUCUAACCAAUGUUAUUGACCAUAUACUGAUCUUUGUUAAAAUUUCCCAAAAUGUAUCAAUAGUUAGUUCAAAGUUGAUGAGGUUAUCGAGUUUUCUAAUAACCAAUAGAUAGACAUUAAAAGACGUCGUAAGACUACAAGAUGCAACAGAUCUAAAAAUGCCUUAAACGGUUUUGUUUUGUAUUUGUUUUUUUUAUUUCACUUCAACAAUUUUAUUUUGUUUUUCAACUAAAUAACAUGUAUGUAUUUUCAUUGUUUUAAGGAAUUAAAAAAAUGAAUUCGCAAACAUUUUUUAUUAAUGAUUUAUGUAACAGCUUGAGAUUGUUGCUUAAUUGCAUUAUGUAGACAUUAAUAUUUUUAGGUUAGAAUACUAUAAACUCGAAAGAAAAAAAUAUGUUGCUUCAUUUUGUAAUUGUUCUUGUUGAACUUCAUUAUCAACUUAAUUAUGUAUGUAUAUUUGUGUAGCACCAAGCUAACUUAUAUGUGUGUUGAUUAAUUUUUAUUGUAGCAAAAUGGAAAAUUAAAACAAUUUAAAGAAAAUAUUAAAAAAUUAAAUAUCUUUACACAGAACAAUAUUUUAAGAAUAACUUAUCUAUUAUCACCACACGUAUGAGUUUGCUUUGUGUCACAAACAAUUAAUUAAAUUUUGUAUAUGAAUUUACCAAUUGUAAUAACUAACCUCAAAAUUCUGCAGUGCACCAGCUGCAAAUGUACAUACAUAUGAAUGUAUCAUAUUAUAAAUUCUAAACUUAGCACUUGAAUUUUAUCCUCUGCUAGUUAUUUAUGUAAUACAUUGCGUGUUAAGUUCAACAAAAAAAUAUCAACAUCAACUUUGAAACUCAAUUGAUAUGCAUUAUUGCUAAUAACGAUUCUUUGUACAUAAUUUAAUAAUUCAAACCACAUGUAUGUAUGUAUAUUCAAGAUACGAGAAAUUAAUUAUUACUCGAUGGGGUUCAAUACUUGCGACCCGUAAAGUAGUUUCUUUGAUUUUCGAUAUUUACAAUUUUUUUUUUUAUAAAAAAUCAACAAAAAGUGUAUUGUGAAUGUAGUAUUUAAUAUAAUAUAUAUUUUAGUAUAUUAUAAUAAAAUAAUGCAUAGUUAAAGAGAUGAGUGCAAACAAAUAAGUGAAUAAAUGGUGUGAACCAUUAAUGCUAACGCAUAUUGCUUACUACAUAGUCAAUAGUAAUGCUAUUGACUAAUUUAAUGAAACUGAUAUUCAUGAGUUUUGUGCAUAUAUACGUGUAUGUAUGUACGCUAAACAAAAACACCAAGAUUAAAUUGAAAUCAAAGCACUAGAAAUUCAAGUUUUAUUCCACAGGCUGUUUUAUCGCACAAUGUGCUGCCGUAUGCGUUUUUUAUAUAUAACAUAAGAAAUAUUUUAAGAAACAAAGUGAAAUUUUGCUUAAUGUUUAUUUAUUUUAUUUUUAAAUAAAAAUACAGCUGUUUGUGCAUUGUAAAUGAUACUAAGCUUUGAAAAUCUGUAUUAGUUUGUAAUAGUGCCCAACACAUCAGCACAUAAGCUCGUUUAAUUUGUUUUUUUUUUUUUUUAUUAAAAAAUAACAAUCAACUUUAGUAUACUGUAAAAAAUACAAUAUUUUUUGUACUUAAUAUCAAUAAAUACAUUUUAUAACAUUUAAAGAAGUUUGUGUCAAAGUUAAAAAAUAGCCUAUAUUUUUUAUAGCAACUUGCUGCAAGUAAUAUUAAACUUUUAAAAUAUACUCUAAUUCGCCUUAAGGCUACUUGCUUUUUUGUUUAUUUUUAUUUAUUUACUUGUUAUUUUUUUAAUAUUCUUUUCUGCGUACGGUGCACGUGCAGUGUGGUGUAGUUAUAACUUAAACCCAAUGGGUUCAUAAAGAAAUAAAAAAGUAAAUAUGAUUUAAAGCAUUAAAAAAACUUAACUUAUUGUUUUAAAUAUACAAUGAAAAAAACAACAAAAAACAUUUACAUACACAAAUUUAUAUUUAAAUAUACAAUAUACUGAAUGAUUGUUGGGAGACAAACAAAUCUACAACAAGGUCAAGGGAAAUGUAAAUGACUUUAGUAAUUUAUAAAGAAAUACAAUGUAAAUAAUAGUUGAAAACAUAAAACAUACAAUACAACACUGAACAAAUCAAAACAACACAAUAAUAAAUAAUUACAAAUGGAAAUGCAUCGGACAUUUUCAAACUGUGCAUUUCUAUCUGUCCUGCAAUUCAUAGAAAAUAAAAUAGUUUUAUCUA
Molecule: messenger RNA, 7877 nt
Organism: Bactrocera neohumeralis
Lineage: Eukaryota; Metazoa; Arthropoda; Insecta; Diptera; Tephritidae
Gene: roq
Product: roquin-1
Exons: 4
Coding region: 224-3841 (1205 amino acids)
Molecular function (GO): metal ion binding
Source: RefSeq, a predicted model, not a curated record